AUGUCUGCAUCACUCGAUUCAAACUUAGAUCCGAUGGAAGAAAUACGCUUUCGAAAAAAACAUGGUGCUAUGUGGAUAGAGAUUCAGAAGGAGACACACUUUAGUUUUGACGAACUUGAACAAAUUAUGGUAAUUUUUUUCAAGAUUCAAAAGCGCGAUGAGAAGCCGGCGGCAUCUGAUUUAAUAUCGAGGGCACAUUUUAGAGACGUUCUGCACACUGGCCUGGGGAUGACAGAUUCUUAUAUGAUGGAGCGGGUGAUGGUAGCCUUAGACCGUGGUACUUCACCAUUUGUUACCAUGGCAACUUUCGCCAAAGCAAUAUCUCUCUACUUGAGAGGCACGUUGGAGGAACGAAUUUCCUACGCGUUUACGUGCUAUGACUUGCUUGGUGAAGGGUAUUUAAGGAGGGAAACGAUGUAUCAAUGUAUGAAGAAGAGCAUCGCAAAAGCUUCCCGUGAUGACGAUGUCGAAGAAGCUGUCAAGGAGUUCGUGGAUAUUAUGUUAAAACGCAUGGACACAGAUGUAGAUGGCGUUAUCAACUUCGAUGACUUCCACAAGUCAGUGACGAAAACACCUUCAUUAUUGGAAAGUCUCGGGUAUUGUCUACCGGAGAGACCUGCUGUUUACUCCUUCUUGGCUACUUGGUGUCCUAAUUGGGCCAAAAUGUAA
Molecule: messenger RNA, 669 nt
Organism: Pieris macdunnoughi
Lineage: Eukaryota; Metazoa; Arthropoda; Insecta; Lepidoptera; Pieridae
Source: the annotation of a GenBank genome assembly